AUGUCAAGAGAAACACACAUAGCAAAAGUUGAAAAGUUCUGCCACAUUGACGGAAAGACUGCAUGUCAAGACUAUCUUAACAAUGUUUUCAUUGAUUAUGCUUCUGUCGAAUCUAUAUAUAGGACAGAAGAGAAAAGACUUAAAAAUUAUGGACAAUGUCAAGAAUGUGGCAACAUAAGAGAAUGUAUUGAAGGCAAAUAUGAUAAAUGGUGCAAAACUUGUAAUGCCGCUCAUUUUCGACAACUCUUUUCUACGUGGACAUCAGGCAAUGAAGAGAUUGAUUACUUUAUUCAACACGCACAAGUUUAUGCAUGGGAUUUUAGGUUAGCCUUGGAAUGGUAUCCAUGGGAAAUGUUUUCUGAGAUCGAAAUGAUAGGUAAAGAUAAUCAAACACCAACACAUAAUGAAGAUUUUUACUAUAAUGAAUAUGUCGCAUUAAAGACAAUUGGAGAAACAGAAACAGAAGAUUUUCUUAAUGAAAAGCUACAACGAUGGGCUUAUCGAAAUCCCACCAAUACAGUUACUCUUUAUGGAUUUACUAAAAAUGAAACUACAGGACAAUAUUUCCAUGUUAUGAGAUAUUUUAAAGGAGAUUUACGCAAUCGAUUGCAAUUAAACGAAGAAAAUAGUUGGCAAAUAAAAAUCAGAAUCGCACGAUGGAUUGACUUGAAUUUAUAUGAAAUCCAUAAAGCAGGACUAAUUCAUAGCUAUGAUUAUUGUCAAAUCGGAGAUUUAGGGCUUACCAUAUCAGUAUCAGAAGCAAGUAGUAAUAAGAAUUUAAGUGGAGUAAUGCCUUACAUGGCACCUGAACUAUUGAACUCUCGUAGUUCAUACACACAAGCAGCUGAUGUUUAUUCGUUUGAGAUACAAGAUCAAAUCGACAAAGCUGAAGAAGUUUAUCUGAAAAAUGUAUUAAUCGAUAAAGAAAAGUUGACACCACAUCCUGGGGCCAUUUAUACGAGUCGAUCAAUGAUGAAUAUAACUAAAGAAUUGGCUACCAUGAAUUUUGAUGAUUUCAAACUUCCUAAUGAUUUUGAUUAA
Dentiscutata heterogama is the source of this 1041-nucleotide messenger RNA. NCBI's taxonomy places the organism in Eukaryota, Fungi, Glomeromycota, Glomeromycetes, Diversisporales, Gigasporaceae. The record is from the annotation of a GenBank genome assembly.